AUGCUCCCUCAAUUUGGAGCCUCUUCCUCUUCUUCCACAUCCCAGUCAUGGACCCACGAUGUUUUUCUGAGUUUUAGAGGUUAUGAUACACGCAAUGGUUUCACAGGCCAUUUGCACAGAAAUCUGGUUCAUAGGGGAAUUAAAACCUUCAUUGAUGGCGGGCUUAAAAGAGGAGAAGAAAUAUCAUCUGCUCUUCUUAGAGCAAUCGAAGAAUCAAAAGUUUCUAUCGUUGUUUUCUCUAAAAAUUAUGCUUCGUCACAGUGGUGUUUGGAUGAACUGGUGAAGAUUGUUCAAUGUAAGGAAUCAAAGCAACAAAUAGUUUAUCCUGUUUUUUACAAGAUAGAUCCAUCGGAUGUACGAAACCAAAAGGGUAGUUUUUAUGAGGCAUUUGCUGAGCAUGAAAGCAGAUUCGAAAAUGACGCGGAGAGGGUGACUAGAUGGAAGACAGCUCUUACAAAAGUAGCAAAUCUGUCUGGGCAACACUUGUCUGAUGAGGGGUACGUUCCUAACUACGCUGUUUAUUGUAUUUAUUUGUUUUCUUGA
This is a messenger RNA of Rosa rugosa (rugosa rose), 543 nucleotides long. RefSeq names its product disease resistance protein RPV1-like. Bases 1 to 543 code for a protein of 180 amino acids. The record is from RefSeq and is a predicted model, not a curated record. NCBI's taxonomy places the organism in Eukaryota, Viridiplantae, Streptophyta, Magnoliopsida, Rosales, Rosaceae. The transcript has a single exon. Gene Ontology annotation, biological process: signal transduction.